Molecule: messenger RNA, 1877 nt
Organism: Phymastichus coffea
Lineage: Eukaryota; Metazoa; Arthropoda; Insecta; Hymenoptera; Eulophidae
Gene: Scsalpha1
Product: succinate--CoA ligase [ADP/GDP-forming] subunit alpha, mitochondrial
Exons: 7
Coding region: 450-1445 (331 amino acids)
Biological process (GO): tricarboxylic acid cycle
Cellular component (GO): mitochondrion; succinate-CoA ligase complex (ADP-forming)
Molecular function (GO): succinate-CoA ligase (GDP-forming) activity; succinate-CoA ligase (ADP-forming) activity
Source: RefSeq, a predicted model, not a curated record
UAUAGUAAAUUGACGGUUACGACUUGCGAGUCGCGCUCACGAGUUUGCAAAAAAGCUCAAGCUGUGCUUCUCAAAUCAUUUGCAAAUCCACGUCUCAGCUGACUCGACCCGACCACGUAUGAGAGCGAGUAAGAAAUAGUGCUAUUAGUUAGAAGAGCAACAAGGAUAAGUGUAAGCUAGUCGAGAACGGCUUAGUUCGGGUUGGUAAAGGUCUCUUUCUCUGGCUGCUGCGCUGUGCUGCUGUUGAUUUGGUUCGGACUUUUGACUGGCGCCUCCCCGCGAUCCGAAAGAUCACCGCGUGUAGUUAGACGAUAGCAUAGGGGCGAGCAGCUUUAAUGGUGGCCGUCGUGCAGUAGCCAGCCACUAAGAGUUCAGCAGGAGCUGCCACAACGACCUGGAUAAUUUAUUUUUCUAUUUUCUGAUCGGCCGGUAAGAAGUUUAAUUGAAGGAUGGCUGUAGCUGCCAGAGCGUUGUCUAAACUCACAGUUGGAAGUCGUGGUGGUAUUUUCAGGUCUCAAAUCAGGUUUAACUACACAGAAACCAGGAAGAAUCUAAAAAUUAACUGUGAAACUAAAGUCAUAUGCCAAGGCUUUACAGGAAAGCAAGGAACUUUUCACUGCCAACAGGCUUUAGACUAUGGAACAAAAAUUGUAGGUGGUGUCAAUCCUAAAAAAGCAGGCACUGAACAUCUUGGCAAGCCUGUAUUUAAAAAUGUUGCAGAGGCAAAACAAGCAACUGGAGCUACUGCAUCAGUGAUUUAUGUACCACCACCUGCAGCUGCAGCAGCAAUAAUGGAAGCUCUGGACGCUGAAAUGCCACUAAUUGUUUGUAUCACGGAAGGUGUUCCUCAACAUGACAUGGUAAAAGUAAAGCGGCGGCUACUAGAACAAAAUAAGUCUCGUCUUAUUGGGCCUAAUUGUCCUGGAAUUAUUGCUCCAGAACAGUGCAAAAUUGGAAUCAUGCCAGGACACAUUCAUCAGAGAGGUAAAAUCGGCAUUGUUUCAAGGUCAGGAACAUUAACCUAUGAAGCAGUAAACCAAACUACACUUACUGGGCUAGGUCAGACACUAUGUGUUGGUAUUGGUGGAGAUCCAUUUAAUGGUACAGACUUCAUUGACUGCUUGGAAAUAUUCCUGCAAGAUCCAGCUUGUGAAGGAAUUAUCAUGAUUGGUGAAAUUGGUGGUAGUGCAGAAGAAUUUGCUGCUGAAUACCUUACUCAAUAUAAUACUGGAUCGAAAGCUAAACCUGUUGUAUCAUUCAUUGCUGGUGUCACAGCUCCACCAGGAAGAAGAAUGGGUCACGCUGGUGCCAUCAUUUCUGGAGGAAAAGGCGGGGCUCAAGAUAAAAUUAAUGCACUAGAAAAGGCUGGCGUUAUUGUAACUAGGAGCCCUGCGCAAAUGGGAAACACACUAUUGAAAGAAAUGUGUCGUCGCGGUCUUGCUUAAAUUACGAGUUUAAAAUUUUUACUGAGAAAAAAUUGAAAAAACUGUAGUUUAUCUCAGUGUCCAUGUAUACUCGUGAAAUAAAUUAAACGCAUCCUUCCGAAAUUGUCAUUAAAACAGUGUUGGUGGCGUAAGCAGAGGAAUUAAUAUGGGGCAUAAACUAAUAAUACUCUAUUCACUACAUUAUUAUAAAAAUGAGUCGCUAUUGCUUCACUAUCACAUUUCAAUCAGUUGGCUUUUAAAGUUGGAGUAAUUGCGGUGCACUCAUUUUAUUUUUGCGCUGUACAGUGCCAGUAUGGUUGAUAGAGUUCUGCAACAAUUAUUCAUAAUUCUCAUCUUCAAAUAAGACAUAGCUGAGAAAUUGCUCCCAGCUUAUUAAUGAGACUAAACGACAAAGUCUGUUCUAACAUGUUUAAAGUUGAAUAUAACAAUGCA